Molecule: messenger RNA, 2733 nt
Organism: Cajanus cajan (pigeon pea)
Lineage: Eukaryota; Viridiplantae; Streptophyta; Magnoliopsida; Fabales; Fabaceae
Product: putative glutamate carboxypeptidase AMP1
Molecular function (GO): carboxypeptidase activity
Source: RefSeq, a predicted model, not a curated record
UAUAAGUAUCUAUACAUAAAAAUAAAUGUUAGAAAACCAAUGUUUUCAUUCGAGUAGUGACAAGGGUUGCUGUCUUUGAAGUUGGAUUGUUGUGGCGACAAAUGGACAUUGUGACUCAAACCUCCACCGUGCAUGGAUCCAGACAUAGUACAUCCUCCCUCACUGUCAUCCACCUCUUUCCAUCCCUUAUAAUGAUAAUAAUAAUCACGGAACCAUAUAAAAAGAUCACCAUCAUUUCCCAUAUAAAAAGCCACACGAAUAAUAAUAUAAUAAUUAUAAUAAUAAGUGAAGAACUUAAGCUCAUUCUUCCUCUCUAAAACAGAGCCUGCUCUGUUUAUUCUUCUUCUUCUUCUUCUUCUUCUUCUUCUUCUUCAGAAAUGAUGUCGAAGCCCAUGAAUGUUCUGACAACAAAGCCCUCACCUUUGAGCACCAUGGUGGUGCUGCUGAUAAUUUGCAUUCUGAGUUUCUACGCUCUGCAUUUCCCUCACUCUUCUUCACCCUCCUCUGCUUCCCGAAACAUGGAAACCGUUUUUCUUUCUACCUCUUCAAACUCCACCAUCUCCACCUACCUCCGCGCCCUCACGCUGCACCCUCACCUCGCCGGAACAAAACCCGCGUCGGACACCACCUCCUACGUGCUCAACCACUUCCUUUCACUGGGCCUCGAGGCCCAUACCGCGUCCUACGCCACGCUCCUCUCGUUCCCCGUGCGCUCCUCCCUCUCGGCACGCUUCGGAGACGGCUCCGCGGCGAGUCUCCCUCUGAGCGAGGCGGCGUCGGCGGCGCCAGUGGUGGCGGCGUACCACGCGUACUCGCCGUCAGGGUCGGUGCAUGCGCGCGCGGUGUUCGCGAACUACGGGAGGGAGAGGGACUACCAGGCGCUGGCGGCGAUGGGGGUGAGCGUGAGGGGGUGCGUGGUGGUGGUGAGGAAGGGCGGCGGGGUGGGGCGGGGCGCGGCGGUGGAGGUGGCGGAGAAGCACGGGGCGGCGGCGGUGCUGGUGUACGGCGAGAGCGACACGUGGCGGGAGGGGUUUGAGAGGGGGCACGUGAUGAGGGGGAUAGGGGACCCACUGACUCCGGGGUGGGGUGGGGUUGAGGGUGGUGAGAGACUCGGGUUGGAAGAUAGUGAGGUUUUGAAAAGGUUUCCCAAAAUACCCUCUAUGCCCCUCUCAGCUGAGGUUGCUGACACCAUUUUGUCCUCUCUUGGGGGUGUUUCUGUGCCCCUUGAGUGGAGGAGCACCCUUAAGUCUAAGGUCAGGCAUGUUGGUCCUGGCCCCACCAUGCUCAAUUUCACUUACCAGGGUGAAAUGAAGGUGGCUACCAUUCAAAAUGUUUUUGCUGUCAUAAAGGGAUCGGAAGAGCCCGAUCGACAUGUUCUGCUUGGGAACCAUAGAGAUGCAUGGACGUAUGGUGCUGUUGAUCCCAGCAGUGGGACAGCUGCCCUACUUGACAUUGCUCGUCGGUUUUCUGUUCUAUUGGGCUUGGGGUGGAAGCCAAGGAGGACAAUCAUUCUCUGCAGUUGGGAUGCAGAGGAAUUUGGGAUGAUAGGAUCCACUGAGUGGGUUGAACAAAACCUUAUUAAUCUGGGUUCCAAAGCUGUAGCAUACCUUAAUGUUGACUGUGCUGUUCAAGGCCCUGGCUUCUUCGUUGGCUCAACUCCUCAGCUAGACAAUCUUAUUCUUGAGGUCAUGAAAAAGGUCAAGGAUCCUGACUCUGAGGGUGUGUCAUUAUAUGAGAAUUGGGCUGCUGGUGGUGGAGGCAAUAAUAUUCAAAGGCUCAGUGGAGUUGAUUCUGAUUUUGCUCCAUUUGUGCAACACGCAGGGGUUCCAUCCAUUGAUAUGUAUUAUGGAAGAGAUUUUCCCGUCUAUCACACUGCUUUCGACUCCUAUAACUGGAUGGCAGAGUAUGGAGAUCCAUUCUUCCACCGCCAUGUUGCUGUUACUGGAGUUUGGGGACUUCUAGCCCUUCAUUUGGCUGACGAUUGCAUUCUUCCUUUCAAUUACCUUUCAUAUGCAAAUGAGUUACAGCUGUACAAAAACAUGUUGAGCAACUUGGUAGAUCAGCAAAUUUCUCUGCAUCCGUUAACUACUUCAAUUCAAGAAUUUGCUUCUGCUGCCAAAGAAGCUGAUGAUGAAUUAAAGAAACUGAGACUGCAAGAAACUGAAGGUUGUUCUGUCGAUAUGAAAAAGCGAGCAUUGAAUGAUAGACUAAUGCUUGCUGAAAAAGGCUUCUUGGAUGCAGAUGGACUUCAAGGAAGACAGUGGUUCAAGCAUCUCGUGUUUGGGCCUUCCAACGACCAUGAAAGGCUGAAUUUCUUCCCAGGGGUUUCUGAUUCUAUUACUACGUCAAAUGGUUUUAGUGAAAGAGAAAGGGUAGCAAGAAUUCAACAUGAGAUCUGGAGGGUUGCCAGAGCCAUUCGUAGAGCUGCUUCUGCACUCACUGGAGAAUUCACCUAAAAACUAUAUCCAUGAAAUCUUCCACGUUUGACUCACCUGUAAAUAUAUUAGUUUCUUUUUUAACACGAGCAGAGUAGUUAGUUAGCUGCAUUGAGGUAUAUAAUUGUACAUUAAGUUUUCAAGAAGGAGAUGGAUAUUAGAUAUGCCAGCACUGUUCAUAGUGAUAGCAGAUUGUGUGCUUAUAAUCAUAAGCCCAUUUUGUUUAGAGCACCAAGAAAUUUAGGCACUUAUUGUAAUGAAAAUGUGUUCAAUUGUGGCCAUAUAAUUUUUGUAUUAA